AUGUGGGCAACGUUCGACAACCCUCCUUCUCUCCCGGAUGAUGACCGUCUCGUUGGCUCCGUUCCGCUGAUCUUCGUUGAUCCACGUGAUCUUCAGAAGCGAAGCCUGCCACGUAAUAUAUGGUGGUUUGGCAGGAUCUUUAUGCUAGCCAUUGGAUGGUUUCAGGCUCUGAUGACGUCCAUUCUCUACUUCCGUCGAGUCAGUAAAACUGCUUGCGCGCACCUUGAUAUAAUCAAUGGCACAUUGGCUUGCGGAUCAUUUGUCGUUCAGUCCUUUUCUCUUUUUAUCACGCGAAAGAACAUCAAAUGGGAAGUUGAUCCCCGAGCACGAUCGCUUCGCCAUCGGACGUAUGAUACGGGUACUUCUUAUUCAGGCCCUGUUAGCUGGCCAGCAAGAAACCAGCGUGAAGAUGAGAGGGGUGUAAUGAGAGCGACCUCGUCUGAACAAGGUAGACACAUUCUGCGACAACGCCGAGUGCUUCGGUCCUCGCCGGUGGCCGAGACUGUGCACGAGAGACGCAUUCUUGACACAACCGGUCUCCUCGGCUGGGGCAAUCCCAACCAAAACGCUCUUGAGUACAGUGUGGAGACUGAUUUGUUAAACGAACUGAUGAUUGCUCUUGGAAUCUCGACGCCUUUCAGUCCAGGGUUUUGGACCUUUCUGACCGGCGCAGUAGGAUGUGUCAUAAGCAAGCCCGAGCCGUGCCCGGGACUGCUAGUUUAUACGGUGUUCGCGUUGCUGCUCAUUAUUCCCCCUAUUAUCCAUCUGGUUUGCUAUCUUUUCCUAGAGUUCAUGCGACGAAAGUCAGCUCUUCUUUCGCUCAAAAAAUCAGCUCAAAACUGGAUUGAAUUAGGGUAUGGUACCUGGUGGCUCUGGUUUGUGGUCUUAAUUCUUUUGCCAGCUUCAUAUUCCGCCCUUCUUGCGUAUAAGGAAUACGGCAGAGCCAGGAGUCCGGUGGGUUUGGAUUGGGGCCUCAUUUCGGAGCCCUCGCUACCACCAUGCAACAGGACAUUCUGGAAAGAUCCGCUGGCGGAAAUUCUCUUUGUGUUCUAA
Molecule: messenger RNA, 1053 nt
Organism: Aspergillus lentulus
Lineage: Eukaryota; Fungi; Ascomycota; Eurotiomycetes; Eurotiales; Aspergillaceae
Source: RefSeq, a predicted model, not a curated record